UUAAGACACUACUUUCGCUCGUCUUGCUUUAGGCUAUCCGAUUCCAAAAGCUCAGCGUCUAAAAAUGCCCCCCGCGAUCUCAUCCAAUGCUCCCUCCCCUUCUUUUUGUUCUUCUGGAUCAGAUUUCCCCUUUUGGUAAUCCAUCUCGUCCCAGAUGAGCUUUUCUCGAUCCUUCUUCCUCCUUUUCUUUUCGAGAGAUCUCGAUCGCCGAGACGGAAGAAGGAAGUAGCAGGAUCGGAUACCUUGCUGGAGGAAAAUUGUGUCGUUGGGGAGGCCUCACGAGCGAUGCUGCCUGGGAUUGGGUUGCUGUGUUCUUUGUGAUCCGUUGAGGGGGGAGUUGGCGGUGGGGACCCAACUGAUCGGGUAGAGAGGCAGGGUGGUGGUGGUUGUGGUGGUGGGUCGGGCUGCGUUGCUGGUCUGGAUUGCUUACUCGGCGUCGUCAGGGCCCUCCGGAUGGGGUCCUGUCUCUCGGUGGAUGGGUGUAGCCACUCCUCCGCCCCUUCCUCGCCAUCUUCGCCGGCGUCCGGAACGAGGCGGAGCCGCAGAGGGUCCCGGCGGAGGCCCCAGAGGAGCUCGUCCAGGAGGGAGGAGCAGGUCCAUAGGAUCCCCGGGAGGAUGUUCCUGAACGGGGCCAGCGCUGUUGCUUCGCUCUUCACCCAACAGGGAAAGAAGGGGACCAACCAGGACGCCAUGAUCGUUUGGGAGAAUUUUGGCUCAAGAAAUGACACUAUUUUUUGUGGGAUUUUCGAUGGUCAUGGUCCAUAUGGUCAUAUAGUUGCUAAAAAAGUCAGAGAUGUUCUCCCUUUAAAGCUGACUGCUACUUGGGAAAGUGAGGAAUGUAACACUUCAGAGGCAAGUUCACCUCGAUCCCUCAGAGAGGAUAAUAGGGCUUCCAUCAACUUUGAAGAAAAUGGUGACGACUCUCAGAUCUUUAUGACACUGAAAGAAUCAUUUCUCAAGGCUUUUAGAAUCAUGGAUAAAGAGCUAAGACAACACCCUGAUAUUGAUUGUUUUUACAGUGGCACAACAGCAGUCACUUUGAUCAAGCAGGGCCAACAACUUUAUAUUGGAAAUGUUGGAGAUUCAAGAGCAGUACUUGGAACCAGAGACCAAGAUAACUCCAUAGUUGCAGUUCAGUUGACUGUGGAUCUUAAACCUAAUCUUCCAAAUGAAGCAGAAAGAAUAAGGCUGUGUAGGGGCAGAGUUUUUGCUCUCAAGGAUGAGCCCGAUGUGGCUCGAGUUUGGCUGCCUAACAAUAAUGUCCCAGGCUUGGCUAUGGCACGGGCAUUGGGGGAUUUUUGCUUAAAAGAUUACGGUUUGAUUUCCGUGCCUGACAUUUCAUAUCGGCAAAUCACAGAAAGAGAUGAGUUCAUCGUCUUGGCUACUGACGGGGUCUGGGAUGUGCUCUCCAACAAAGAAGUGGUAGAUAUAGUUGCUUCUGCUCCAGCUAGGGCUUCUGCUGCUCGCUCUCUUGUUGAGUCGGCUGUGAAGGCCUGGAAGCUUAAAUAUCCGACUUCGCGAACUGACGAUUGUGCUGUAAUUUGUCUCUUUCUUCAAUCUCAGACAUCCAACAUUUCCACCGAUGUCUCCAUCCAUUCCCAAGUUGGUGAACCAUUGACUCCCUGCACAACUGAUGGCAACAAGCAAGGACCUUCCAGUUCAACUUCCCACAAUGGUGAUGACACUGUUCCAACAGUGGUCGCUGAUGUCAAUGUCAGCUCGGUAGAUGGAAGUAAUUGGUCGAUCCAACAGGGUGUCGCUCGAGUGGAUACCUUGUUGUCAUUGCCCAGGUUUACUGAAGGGAACAAGCAGUCAACAAGAACCAAGACUCAAAAACUAGCUUGAGAAGUCGACCUGCAUAUCAUCACCAUAAGAGCAGCACGGACUUUUUUUUAGCGUGUCUAGCUGCUCUCUCAUUCGCAUUUCAUUGCAUAAGCAUUCAAUUAGUUUCCUUUUAUCCAAACAUGGCAAUCUUUAUUCUAAUUCAUUCAUUUGUAAUAAUUUUUCCGACGAUGCAAUUUUUUGAAGUCUUAAAACUGUUUUUUUAGAAUGAAAUUCUUUUACAAAGUCA
This is a messenger RNA of Zingiber officinale, 2071 nucleotides long. Its product is annotated as probable protein phosphatase 2C 33. Gene Ontology annotation, molecular function: protein serine/threonine phosphatase activity. Gene Ontology annotation, biological process: protein dephosphorylation. Lineage: Eukaryota; Viridiplantae; Streptophyta; Magnoliopsida; Zingiberales; Zingiberaceae. The record is from RefSeq and is a predicted model, not a curated record. Bases 454 to 1845 code for a protein of 463 amino acids. The transcript has 5 exons.